GAGGCAGGCUUCGUGGACCAGCGCCUAACGACACGUGCGCCACCGGGAGCAAAGACGCGCAAAUACAGUUUCCCUUUCCAGAGCACGAAUUGCAGCGAGGAGCCCAGUGCAGAGCUGGACGGCGAGCAAGACAUGCAGCACUGCUUUCGUCGCCUCUAUGCCACCAUCCCCGAUGCCGCCGCCAUAGCCCGUACAACAUCCACGCCUCGCUCUGUCCGUCUGCGUCGCCUCCGGAUUAAAAAGACCAAGCACCCCAACCUCCCCGCUGAGUCGGACGCGACACCAGAAGGCCUCACCCCGACCGAACUCGCACGCUUCAACCGCGCGCUGCGCGGUGUGCGCCAGGUGGUCAACGACGCCGGCGAGGCGGAGGAGCAGGUCGUCGGCCAGAAAAUAUACCUCCCCAACAUCACCAUCCGCUUCCCGUACAACCCCUACGAGGCCACGUUCCGCAUCCCCCCGUCCAUGACGAAGACCGACCUGCGCGCGUACCUCUCCGCCGUCUACGGCGUUCAGACGACGUACAUCCGCACGGACAACUACCUCUCCCCCCUCACCCGCGACCCGCGCACCCACUCGUGGACCCACACCGUCGCGCACAAGACGUUCAAGCGCGCCGUCGUCGGUCUCGUCGAGCCGUUCUACUACCCACAGGCGAUGGAGGACAUGUCCGCGGAGGAGCGGAAGCAGAGGGAGGACUGGCUGGAGCAAAACUUCCAGCUGAAGCAACAAGAGGCGGCGAGGAAAAGCGAGCUACUUUCUCUCCAGGGCGGCCCCCGUCGCAAGCCGGGCAUUCCGACCAGCAGGAAAGACAUUCUGCAGCACCUCGCAGACAGGAGGGCGGCGCGUGAGCGCGCCAUCGAGCAGGCGAAGGCGGAGAUGCAGACUGAGAGGAAGGUUGAGGAGGUUACAGUGUAAUGCGUACCGUACAGUUCGCAUUGCAACGGAUUGCUUGCGCGAUCCUCUAUGUCAGUGUUCGUACCCUUCAGCUCAGCAUACUCUCGACGCAAUCAUAAUACAAC
Fomitopsis serialis is the source of this 1022-nucleotide messenger RNA. RefSeq lists its product as uncharacterized. NCBI's taxonomy places the organism in Eukaryota, Fungi, Basidiomycota, Agaricomycetes, Polyporales, Fomitopsidaceae. The transcript has 3 exons. Bases 133 to 918 code for a protein of 261 amino acids. Gene Ontology annotation, cellular component: ribosome; mitochondrial large ribosomal subunit. Gene Ontology annotation, biological process: mitochondrial translation. Gene Ontology annotation, molecular function: structural constituent of ribosome. The record is from RefSeq and is a predicted model, not a curated record.